AAAUGACUUUUUUCCUGUCGUAAUUUUAGGCUAUGAAACAGCUUCCCCGAGAUAAAGUUCAGUUGGCUACAAAAUUUGGAUUCGUGAUGUUAGAGAAUGGUGAAUUUGAGAUUAAGGGGGAUGCUGAGUACGUAAGGAAAUGUUGUGAAGCUAGUCUGAAACGAUUGGAUGUCGAGUAUAUAGAUCUGUAUUAUCAGCAUCGAGUUGACACUUCAGUGCCAAUAGAGGAAACUAUGGGAGAGCUUAAAAAUCUGGUAAAUGAAGGAAAAAUAAAAUAUGUUGGGUUAUCAGAAGCAAGUUCAGACACUAUAAAGAGAGCUCAUGCAGUUCAUCCCGUCACUGCCUUGCAGAUGGAAUAUUCAUUAUGGAGCCGUGAUAUUGAAGAAGAGAUCAUUCCCCUUUGCCGACAGCUUGGAAUUGGGAUGGUAGCAUAUAGUCCCCUUGGCGUUGGCUUCUUUGCUGGGAAGGCAGUUGUCGAAAGCUUGCCUGCCGGAAGUUUUUUGGCACAAGUACAUCCGAGAUUCAAACAAGAGAACAUAGAGAAAAAUAAAGUCCUAUAUAUCCGACUUGCAGACUUGUCUAAGAAGCAUGGCUGCACCCCUCCUCAGCUAGCUCUCGCAUGGCUCCUCCAUCAAGGGGACGACAUUGUCCCAAUUCCUGGAACAACCAAAAUUAAGAACCUUAAUAACAAUAUUGGCUCAUUGGCAUUGACACUUAGAGAAGAGGAUAUAAAAGAAAUUUCUGAUGCCGUGCAAGUUAAUGAAGUUUGUGGCUCGAGAGAAGUACCGUUCCUAGCUAAAUAUACAUGGAGGCUUGCAAAUACGCCACCGAAAUGAUAAACUAAAUUAUAUACAUGUUUCUUUGAAUAAAAAAACAUACUAGUUAAUAAAGAAAAAAAUUAUAUUGUCUUA
This is a messenger RNA of Mercurialis annua (annual mercury), 911 nucleotides long. Its product is annotated as perakine reductase-like. Bases 33 to 836 code for a protein of 267 amino acids. Gene Ontology annotation, cellular component: cytoplasm. The record is from RefSeq and is a predicted model, not a curated record. The transcript has 5 exons. NCBI's taxonomy places the organism in Eukaryota, Viridiplantae, Streptophyta, Magnoliopsida, Malpighiales, Euphorbiaceae.